Abrus precatorius (Indian licorice) is the source of this 792-nucleotide messenger RNA. RefSeq names its product dirigent protein 9-like. The transcript has a single exon. NCBI's taxonomy places the organism in Eukaryota, Viridiplantae, Streptophyta, Magnoliopsida, Fabales, Fabaceae. The record is from RefSeq and is a predicted model, not a curated record. Bases 1 to 792 code for a protein of 263 amino acids.
AUGGCCAAAGAUUUCACCCUCACCACAUUUUCCCUAAAAGCCAUAGUGCUCCACCUCUCCCUCUUUGGCAUCACCCAAACAGAUAAGGUCUUCACCAAGGGGAAUGCUCAAGCCCCUAAGAGUAAUGCAUCCAACACACAUCCCUUCACCUUCUUUAUGCAUGAUAUCCUAGGUGGAUCAACCCCUUCAGAAAGAAUUGUGGCUGGCACCAUUGUAAACACUCAAACCACUAACCUUCCUUUCUCAAAACCCUAUAAUAGGGUCUUCCCCUUUAAAGGUGGCAAACCAUUAGUUGAUGCCAGCAAUAGCAUUGGUACUAAUCCUGAACCCACAAGCACCAUGGUGAUAAAAAACAUUGACAAAAACAAGGUCAUUAUUGAUAGGAACUCACUUCCAUAUGUUACGCCAAAUCAACUCCCACUAGGAGCAACACUAGAGAAGUUUUUGUUCGGAAGAAUAACAGUGAUUGAUGAUGAAAUUACAAAAGAUCAGGGGUCAGUGGUUAUUGGUAAAGCACAGGGAUUUCAUUUGGCUAGCUCAUUGGAUGGAAGCAGCCGAACCAUGGCAUUUACAACUUUGUUUCAUAGUGAAGGUCAUGAUGAAGAGGAUUCUAUUAGUUUCUUUGGGGUACAUAGAACGGGUAUACAAGAGUCUUAUAUUGUUGUAGUUGGAGGAACUGGAAAAUAUGACAGUGCAAAAGGGUAUGCGAAAAUUGAGACGCUCAAUUUACCUGAACAGCACAUAACAAAUGGGGUGGAAACACUUCUUCAGAUUACUGUCUACAUAAGCUAG